Messenger RNA from Petromyzon marinus (sea lamprey), 2600 nucleotides. RefSeq names its product vimentin (gene VIM). Gene Ontology annotation, molecular function: structural constituent of cytoskeleton. The record is from RefSeq and is a predicted model, not a curated record. Lineage: Eukaryota; Metazoa; Chordata; Hyperoartia; Petromyzontiformes; Petromyzontidae. Gene Ontology annotation, biological process: intermediate filament organization. Gene Ontology annotation, cellular component: cytoplasm; intermediate filament.
CCGAGGGGGCUCUCUGGACGCUCGGCUCCACCUCGCUCGUCUCAUCCGCCUCGUCCACCUCGUCCAUCUCCUCCGCAGCCAUGGGCUCGCAGCGCGUAUCGUCGUACCGCCGCACGUUCGGCACAGGCAGCGCCUACAGCCCCCGCUCGCUGUCGUCGCGCUCCUACGCGGGCAGCAGCAGCAGCGUCGUGCGCUCCUCGCGAUCCAUGGCCCUGGGCAGCAGUGGCAGCGUGGCCUCCUCCCUGUACGGCCGCUCCUACGUUAAGGCCAUGCCCGGCCAGAGCGUGGACUUCUCGCUGGCCGAGGCGCUCAACGCCGACUACCGCACGACGCGCACCAACGAGAAGGUGGAGCUGCAGGAGCUCAACGACCGCUUUGCCAACUACAUCGAUAAGGUGCGCUACCUGGAGCAGCAGAACAAGGCGCUGCUGGCCGAGCUGGCGCUGCUCAAGGGCCGAGAGCCAACCCGGGUCGGGCCCCUCUACGAACAAGAGCUGCGGGAGCUGCGAGCGCAGGUGGAGCGGCUCACGGGCGAGAAGGCUCGCGGAGACGUGGAGAGGGCCAACCUUCUGGACGAGUUGCAGCGACUGCAGCAGAGGCUUCAGGAGGAGACCGCUGCUCGCGAAGAAGCUGAGAAGAACCUGCAGGCCUUCCGCCAAGACGUGGACGAUGCCACGCUGGCACGCGUGGACCUGGAGCGGAAGGUCGAGUCUCUGCAGGAGGAGAUCGCGUUCCUGAAAAAGAUUCACGAUGAGGAGCUGCGGGAGGUGCAGGUGCAGGUGCAGGAGCAGACGGUGCACGUGGAGUACGACGUGGGAACCAAACCCGACCUCACCGCCGCCCUGCGCGACAUCCGCGCCGAGUACGAGGGCAUCGCGGCCAAGAACGUGGCGGAGGCGGAGGAGUGGUACAAGUCCAAGUUUCUGGAUCUGAGCGAGGCAGCCGUGCGCAACAACGAGGCUCUGCGCGCCGCCAAGCAGGAGCUGAUGGACUACCGCCGCCAAGUCCAGGCGCAGCAGUGCGACAUCGACUCCCUCAAGGGCGCCAAUGAGUCGCUGGAGCGCCAGAUCCGAGAGAUGGAGGAGCGUUUCAGCGUGGAGUCGGCCAAUUACCAGGACACGAUCACGCGCCUAGAGGACGACAUCGGGAACCUCAAGGACGAGAUGGCGCGCCAUCUGCGCGACUACCAGGAGCUGCUGCACGUCAAGAUGGCUCUGGACAUCGAGAUCGCCACCUACCGCAAGCUGUUGGAGGGAGAGGAGACCAGGAUUGCUCUACCAAUUCAGCAGCUCGGAUCUUUCAACAUAAGAGAGUCCAACCCAUCCCAUGACGUGUACAGCAAGAAGACUGUGCUCAUCAAGACGAUUGAGACGCGCGAUGGCGAGGUGAUCACCGAAUCCACCAAGAAGGAGCACAUCUAAAGAAGUGAAAUUCCAGCCAGCGAGCAUUCUCCCAUCCCCACACCUCGUAGCCACUAUUAAACCUCCAUCCACACCAUUGUCAUGCGCAACAGUUCUCACGCGUUAUUUUAGUAAUGUCUGUGCAAAUUUAACACGUACCAGGUUUUUUACAGCCAAUAUUAUGAUGAUUCGUAAAUGAUUGUUUGGGUGUGGCCACGUAAAUAUCUGACCAAAUUUGUGUAGUUAAGACCCUCCCAUCAUCCGACACGGCCAAACAAAUGAAACUGUUGCGUGUACAAGCGUUUAACAACGCUCCAAUUAGAAGCGUUUCAGCUCACUGGUGAGUUUAAGAAUUCUCGCAACCAACAUAAUCAAGAAAAUCCAGGAAUAAAAUCAAGGCAACAUUUCUGCUUUAUGGAGUGUUCUAUAGAUGAUUGGCGCAAUUUCACCGUGGUUGCAAGACUUCUUCUUUAACUGACUGGCGAGCUCACGGAAUAUUUGGUGUGUGUUAAGCGCUUAUACACGUGACAAUUGGAUUUCUUUGGCUAUGUUUGGUGGUGGAGGUUGUGCAAAUGUUGUGCUUUUUGGUUCUGGUAUUGUAAUAUUUCAUUAAAGCAUGCUCAUAUGUUAGUUCAACCUGUUAGGCCAGACUUGCAGCUUGGGGAGGCCUUGAUCUAGCAGUGGAUUGAUUAUGGCUGACGAUGAUGAAGCCAGACAGGUGAUGCUAUCCGAUAUGAGGGCUCUAGUCACUACAUACCUGGUGGCUGCUCCAGUACCCAGCCACUCUGAGACCAGUUGCCGAGCACAAGGCGCAAAAGGCCCAAUACACCAAGCGGCCAUGCAACAAACAUCACCGUCAGAAUUGUAAUAGAUAAGAGUUAACACGUGUCUUGAUUAGGGCAAGGUUAUCAUAGGAGCGUGGGACAACAGACAAUGGGAGGGAAUUCCAACGUGGAGUGGUGCGAGGGAAGAUGCAGGAAGAGAAGGAUUGUGACUUACAGCGUGGUGGUUGAACAUAACGUUCAUGAGAGGAAACAAAUCACGUGUUGCCAUUUCUGCAGAACCGUUGUUACGAUGCUUAAUUGCUUGACAUCUGUCUGCAAUUGCUGUGACCUCGUGAAUUGUGUAUAUGGUGAUGCACACGUGAUAUGAUAUGUAGAGAUAUGAUGUGUAAAGAAACCGAACGAUCUUAUAUAUAUA